GCUGGUUGUGGUUAGCCCAAACGAGCUAAGCUAGCAACACGGAAGUUUCUGCUUCUUUCCAGUCACUCCACAGCCGACGCUUGGUCGCUCUCUACCGGGAAAGAACCAUCCGAUGACGGCCGAAGCUAACUCUCCACCGGAAUCAUGAAUUACGCUCGGUUCCUGACGGCUGUUAGUGCGGCUAGAAAGCCCUCUGCCAUCCGGAUGCUGACUGAGCUCCAGCAGCGGUCACCCCCGACCCUGAUCUCAUUGGCCGGAGGAGCGCCGAACCCAAACACCUUCCCCUUCGAGUCGGCGUCCAUCACGGUGAAGAAUGGACAAACCAUCACCUUCGAUGCCACAAUGAUGAAGAGGGCUCUGCAGUACUCUGCUUCUAAUGGGAUCCCAGAACUGCUGACGUGGAUGAAGAACCUGCAGAAGAACCUCCACAAUCCACCGUCCGCCAACUACACCGUGGAGAACGGCCAGAUGGACAUGUGUGUGACCACCGGCAGCCAGGAGGGGCUCUGUAAGGUGUUUGAGAUGCUGGUUAACCCUGGAGACAACGUUCUGCUGGAUGCUCCCACGUACUCGGGGACACUGGCAGCGCUUCAUCCACUCGGUUGCAACUUGAUCAACGUUCCCAGCGAUCAGUACGGCAUGGUACCUGCGGGCCUGAAGGAGGUCUUGUCUCGGUGGGACCCGUCGGAGGUCCACCAGCCCGGCAGCACCGCCCCCAGAGUCCUCUACACGAUCCCCAACGGAGGAAACCCCACCGGUGCCUCCAUGACGACUCAGAGGAAGAAAGAGGUGUACGAGCUGGCCAGGCAGUACGACAUGCUCAUCAUCGAGGACGACCCGUACUACUUCCUGCAGUUUGACAAGCCGUGGAGUCCCUCGUUUCUCUCUAUGGACGUUGAUGGGAGAAUCAUCAGGACAGACUCCUUCUCUAAGAUCCUGUCGUCAGGGCUGAGGAUUGGUUUUGUGACUGGUCCCAAACCGCUGGUGGACCGGGUGGUGCUGCACAUCCAGGCCUCAACGAUGCACACUAGUACCUUCACACAGCUCAUGGUGUCUCAGCUCUUGCAGAGUUGGGGUCAAGAUGGUUUCCUGCAGCACAUAGACGGGGUGAUUGAGUUUUACAGCAAACAACGUGACGCCAUGAUCUCCUCUGCAGACAAGUGGCUCAAAGACGUUGCAGAGUGGCACGCUCCAUCAGCAGGCAUGUUCCUGUGGAUCAAACUCAAGGGCGUCGCCGACACCCAGAGGCUCAUCAUGGAGAAGGCGCUGGAGAAAGAGGUUCUGCUGGUUCCCGGAGGCGUCUUCAUGAUCAACAGUGACGAGCCCUGUCCCUACGUCAGAGCGGCCUUUUCUCUGUCCACUCCGGAACAGAUCGAUGAGGGUUUCAGAAGACUCUCUCUGCUCAUCAAAGAAGCUUUGUGAUGACUGUUACUGGCUGGAUGUAGCUUUUCUAACUAAAUUUAAAUAUAUUAUAAUAUAUUUGCUGCCUGACUUGAAACAAAGACACUAAGAAUUGUUUUAAAAACAUGAUUCUCAUUACUGAUCCCCUUUGGAUCAAUGAAGACUCUAAUGAAUCAUGGAAUUGUAAACCUCUAUUGGUUCUAUAAAGAAAAGGUGUCUUUAACUUUCAUCUACAAAAAAGUUAAUGUUUUUUAAUAAUGCUGUAUUUGGUCUUGAGUUUCUAUGUUUUUGUUCGACUGAGUCUCAAAUCAAAAUUUGUAUCCAGUCUGAUUGUAAUGUAAGGUGAUUUCCUGGUUCAUGGAUUUGCAGAAUACAGAGAAACAAACACA
Molecule: messenger RNA, 1790 nt
Organism: Platichthys flesus (European flounder)
Lineage: Eukaryota; Metazoa; Chordata; Actinopteri; Pleuronectiformes; Pleuronectidae
Gene: aadat
Product: aminoadipate aminotransferase
Exons: 14
Coding region: 145-1422 (425 amino acids)
Biological process (GO): biosynthetic process
Molecular function (GO): pyridoxal phosphate binding; L-kynurenine:2-oxoglutarate transaminase activity
Source: RefSeq, a predicted model, not a curated record